Messenger RNA from Amaranthus tricolor (Joseph's coat), 1757 nucleotides. Its product is annotated as actin-related protein 2. The coding region runs from base 260 to 1429 and encodes 389 amino acids. Gene Ontology annotation, cellular component: actin cortical patch; Arp2/3 protein complex. Gene Ontology annotation, biological process: Arp2/3 complex-mediated actin nucleation. The record is from RefSeq and is a predicted model, not a curated record. Gene Ontology annotation, molecular function: actin filament binding. Lineage: Eukaryota; Viridiplantae; Streptophyta; Magnoliopsida; Caryophyllales; Amaranthaceae. The transcript is spliced from 15 exons.
GUAGUUUUUUGCAAAUUCAUGUAUAGAAUAGGUAGUUUGUUAGAAUUUUCUCAUUUUAUUUUUUAGACUUCCACCUGCCGAACCAGCCUCUAAUGACAUUAUUAGUUAUUACCCUUCGCAUUUUUUGUUUGUGUGACUUUCACUACAAUCCAUCUUUUAAUAAUCAUUUCUAUAAUCCCACUCCCAUUUUUGCUUCUUGCAUUUGUAACCCCCUUUUCCUCCGGCCUGCCAAAGACGUGAAGCAGUAGAAGAUCAAUUCAUGGACAGCAAGAACGUCGUCGUUUGCGAUAAUGGCACUGGGUAUGUUAAGUGUGGCUUUGCUGGAGAGAAUUUUCCCACUUCAGUUUUCCCUUGUGUAGUGGGGAAGCCUAUGCUUCGGUAUGAAGAAUCAUUAAUGGAACAAGAAUUGAAGGACAUUGUUGUUGGAGAAGCUUGUGCAAACUUGCGACACCAACUUGAUAUAUCAUAUCCUGUGAAUAAUGGUAUCAUUCAAAAUUGGGAUGACAUGUGUCAUGUAUGGGACCAUGCAUUUUUCAGCGAGCUGAAGGUAGAUCCUACAGAAUGUAAGAUAUUAUUGACGGACCCCCCACUAAAUCCAUCAAAAAAUCGUGAACAAAUGGUUGAGACAAUGUUUGAGAGAUACAACUUUUCAGGAGUAUUUAUUCAAAUCCAGGCGGUUCUAACUCUAUAUGCUCAAGGUCUUCUCACUGGGCUAGUUAUUGAUUCUGGCGAUGGUGUGACUCAUGUGGUUCCUGUUGUUGAUGGUUAUUCAUUCCCUCAUCUUACAAAGCGAAUGAAUGUGGCAGGACGACACAUAACAUCUUACCUUGUUGAUUUACUAACACGAAGAGGGUAUGCCAUGAACAGAGCUGCUGAUUUUGAAACUGGCAGGCAAAUCAAAGAAAAGCUGUGCUAUGUAAGUUAUGAUUACAAAAGAGAGUAUCAGUUGGGACUUGAGACCACCAUUCUCAUGAAGAAGUACACUCUGCCUGAUGGAAGAGUUAUCAAAGUCGGCACUGAGCGCUUCCAGGCUCCUGAAGCACUUUUCACUCCAGAACUCAUUGAUGUUGAAGGUGAUGGAAUGGCUGAUAUGGUAUUUCGCUGCAUUCAAGAAAUGGAUAUUGAUAAUCGUAUGAUGCUUUAUCAACACAUUGUUUUAAGCGGUGGGAGUACCAUGUACCCUGGACUACCAAGUCGGCUGGAGCGAGAAAUUUUGGAUCGAUACCUCGAUGUUGUCCUUAAAGGAAACAAAGAUGGAUUGAAGAAACUAAGAUUAAGGAUUGAAGACCCUCCUAGAAGAAAACAUAUGGUGUACCUCGGAGGUGCAGUUCUUGCUGGGAUAAUGAAGGAUGCACCAGAGUUCUGGAUCAGUAGACAAGAUUAUUUGGAGGAAGGACUUGCUUGUCUGAGUAAGUGUGGUCAGGCUUGAUUAUCGGGCACGUCUCAGACUCUGCAAAACGGGCUUUUGUCUUCCAUUUAUAUCCUCAUGUUGAGCCGAAACUGGUUUUUCAUCCGAAAGAUGAUUCGUUAACUGAUCGAGUUGAUCGGGAAGAUGUAUCAUGGUUACGAUAGCUAGAUGCUAUGUUAAAUAGAACUACUUUUGUUAGUUGUGUAUACUGUUUGUCAAUAUUUUUGAAUUAAAACCCGUUAUGUUCAACUCUCCUUGACCAAUAUUUUAUGUUGAUUGCUCUAUCAGCUCAAUUUAUUUAAAGAGACCAGUCGGGAAAUAUAAAAAAUAAUUAAUGUUUUUAAUAGUA